This is a messenger RNA of Cryptomeria japonica (Japanese cedar), 1821 nucleotides long. RefSeq names its product pectinesterase-like. Lineage: Eukaryota; Viridiplantae; Streptophyta; Pinopsida; Cupressales; Cupressaceae. The transcript is spliced from 2 exons. Gene Ontology annotation, biological process: cell wall modification. Gene Ontology annotation, molecular function: pectinesterase inhibitor activity; pectinesterase activity. The record is from RefSeq and is a predicted model, not a curated record. Bases 70 to 1722 code for a protein of 550 amino acids.
CACACAAUGUAUGCCAAUCACUGCACUGCAUUCCAUUCUAUUGAUUUUCCUUGUGAUUUGAUUAAAUAAAUGGCUUCUCAGUUGCUGCUCCUUUUGGUUGUGGUGAUAGUUGUUUUAUUUUCUCAAAGUGAAGGCGCCACUCCACAAAACGGCAUUCAAUCUGCCUGCGAAUUGGCUCCUGAUCGUAAAUCAUGCGAGUCAAGCCUUUCUGAAAAUCCAGGGUCUUUACGAGGAGGCCCAAAAGAUAUGACUCAUAUUGCCCUCAACAUGAGCAUAUCUAACGCCCAAACGGUUGGAGGCUUCAUUUCCAGUGACUCCCGCAGAUCAUCCAUGAAUGCUAAGCAGAGUCAAGCCGUCGACGACUGCCUCCAACUGUACGAUCUGACCGUCUAUUAUCUGACGGAGAGUCUGUCAAUCUUGACAGAUUCUUCAUUACAAUGGAAAGAUGCAGUGGAUAUUCAGAGCUAUCUGAGUGCAGCCCUGACGAGCCAGAUCACCUGUCUCGACGGCCUCAACGAAGCAAACAUCGAUCUCCAUUUGCUGUCUUUCACAGAUCAUGUGCCAAACGCGUCCCGGUCAGUGAGUAAUUCCCUGGCUAUUGUAGAGAAGCUUUUUAUCAGAGCCAUGAAGUCCUCAAAAACUUCAGUCCACAGCCGACGCUUGUUAUCUGACGCCCAUCAAGUUGAUCACGAACCCCUCGACGACGACUUCUCGUCGUGGUUAUCUGGAGAGGACAGAAGAUUGCUUCUUCAGACUGUAGCCGGCGUCAAUUUGACAGGAAACAUGGUGACGGUGGCGCGGAAUGGCAGCGGUGAUUACACCACAAUCACUGAUGCCAUUAAUGCCGUUGCAAACAAAAGUGCAAACAGAUCAGUGAUUUAUGUAACCGCAGGAGUGUACGAGGAAUACGUAAGCGUGGCGAGUAACAAAUAUAAUAUCAUGCUCAUUGGAGAUGGAAAAGACGUCACUGUGAUCACUGGUAACAGAAGCUUUGUAGAUGGCUCCACUACUUUCAACUCUGCCACUCUCGCCACGACUGGGAAAGGUUUUCUUGCAAGAGACCUCACAAUUGAGAACACAGCAGGUGCAAUAAAGCACCAGGCCGUUGCUCUACGGGUGGGAGCAGAUUUAUCUGCUUUUUACAGGUGCAGCUUCAAAGGGUAUCAAGACACUCUGUACGUGCACUCACUCCGUCAAUUCUACAGAGAAUGUGAUAUCUAUGGCACUGUAGAUUACAUAUUCGGCAACUCCGCUGUAGUAUUCCAAAACUGCACUCUUUUGGCACGAACACCAUUGACCGGGCAGCAGAAUGUAUUCACAGCUCAAGGUAGAACAGACCCAAAUCAAAACACGGGGAUAUCGAUUCACGGCUGUAAGGUUACUGCGGCCCCUGAUCUGGUUCCUGUUAUGAGCUCUGUCCGUACGUACCUGGGGAGGCCAUGGAAAGAGUACUCACGUACUGUUUACAUGCAAUCUUAUUUGGAUAGUUUGAUCCAGCCGGCUGGGUGGUUAGAAUGGAAUGGUACAUUUGCCUUGAGCACGUUGUAUUAUGGUGAAUACGGAAAUCAAGGUCCAGGGUCAAAUACUUCACAGCGAGUUACUUGGCCUGGUUAUCAUGUAAUGAACACAACUGACGCUCAAAAUUUCACGGUAACUAACUACAUCUUUGGUGAUUCAUGGUUACCAGCAACUUCCAUACCUUAUAAUGGAGACUUGUUUUAAAAUGUUGAAAAAUCCACUUGACUUGUCUUGGAUUAUUGCAUCAUCAAAUUUAUGUGUUCUCCCCUCAGCUACCAAAUAAGAGGAAAUAAAACCUCCAUG